AUGAGUUCAAUUGACUACUUGGUAAACAAUUGUGAUUAUAAAGUCUCUGCAUUUUCAUUAAAUGAUGGCCAAAGAUCAAACUCCAUCCAACCAGUUUCCCAAAAUGACCAAGAAAUGUGUUAUUUGGGAGAUAUUGAUUAUGGAUGUACAAUCAUCUAUCCAAAUGGAAAAAAACAUUAA
Molecule: messenger RNA, 180 nt
Organism: Dictyostelium discoideum AX4
Lineage: Eukaryota; Evosea; Eumycetozoa; Dictyosteliales; Dictyosteliaceae
Exons: 2
Coding region: 1-180 (59 amino acids)
Source: RefSeq, a predicted model, not a curated record